Molecule: messenger RNA, 1341 nt
Organism: Talaromyces stipitatus ATCC 10500
Lineage: Eukaryota; Fungi; Ascomycota; Eurotiomycetes; Eurotiales; Trichocomaceae
Product: Auxin Efflux Carrier superfamily
Exons: 5
Coding region: 1-1341 (446 amino acids)
Biological process (GO): transmembrane transport
Cellular component (GO): membrane; endoplasmic reticulum
Source: RefSeq, a predicted model, not a curated record
AUGCCCGACCUAAAAACAGGCCUCGUGCAGCCCUUCCUAGGCGCACUUCAGGCCUGCACCUCCGUUCUACUGACCCUGCUAUACGGCGUCAUAACUCGACAAGCCAACCUCAUCAAUGACGAUACCAUAAACCAAAUGUCCGCUAUAUGCGUGAAGAUAUUUCUUCCGGCGCUGAUACUGGUCAAGUUGGGCUCCGAGUUGAGUUUGGAGAUUGCUUCACAUUAUAUUCCUGUUUUCGUAUGGUCGAUUCUUUAUACGAUUGUAUCCAUCGGUUUCGGGCAUGUGUUUUCUCGCUGUUUGCAUCUACCCACCUGGGUGACGCCAGCAGUAACAUUCAACAAUACAAGUUCUUUACCGCUACUACUUCUACAAACUCUCCAGUCAACUGGCAGUCUAAAACUGAUCACAAUGCCAGACCAGUCAGAGUCCGAUUGCAUGAACCGUGCUCAAUCAUACUUUCUGGUCUGUGCCGUGGUAUCAAAAACCAUGGCCUAUGCCCUUGGACCAAGGAUGUUGGGCCACAAAGAUGCCAGCAGGGACAAUCAAGAGAAUCAUCACGAUGAUGAAGAGAGCGGCAGUAGUUCUUCGAAUGUAUCAAACGAGCAAGAGGAAGAAUUAGACGAACAAACCUCCCUCCUCCCGAACCCAAUCCAAAAGGCACGCCAGAGAUUCUCGUCUAAAUCCCACCGACUUCUCCACACCUUCAUCCCUGGGCGAGUCCGGCAUCGUAUCGAUUCUAUCGAUUCACCACCUUUCCUCGAUACGGCAAUCCUCUGCACAGCAACGGGGGUACUAAUAGGAUUAAUCCCCAAACUUCAUCAAGCGUUUUUCUCCCCGUACGAAGACGGGGGCAUAUUUAAUGCCUGGUUGAUAUCGAGUAUCGAGAAUCUAGGGACGUUAUUCACGUCUCUACAGGUGUUUUUGGUCGGGUGUAAACUCGGUGUUAGUUUUCAGAGGAUGAAACGAUCUUCCUCUUCUUCCUCCUCCAAUGACCAAGACGAAGAAGAAGGUUCAGGCAGGGUCCCUAUCAAAGCUGUCCUGGUAGUUUACACUAUACGCCUGAUUCUCUGGCCUAUAGUAAGCAUCCUAACAACCUACCUCAUAAUCCGCUACACAUCCAUUCUCCCCCACGACCCAAUCCUCUGGUUCACGCUAAUGGUCCUUCCAACUGGUCCACCGGCACUCAUAAACUCCGGACUUGCGGAAUUGAGUGAUCAAGUCACGAAAGCUGAUAAGAUGGCUAUUGCGAAGAUGUUAGCUAUCAUGUAUGCCCUUUCGCCAUCUAUAUGUUUUACAAUAACCGGUGCACUCAAAGCUACCGAGGCAGUUCGGACCCGGUAG